GUGUGCAAUUUCGGAGAUAGUAGUAGGUGUUCAGUGUUCUUCUCCAACAUCUUUUCAGUUUCUCAGUUUAACUAUCUUCUUUGUAUAGCUUCCUGAAUCCACCCUCAGUGUGUUAGGUUUUUCAUAGCGCUAUGGCUUUUUACGGAGCCGCCGCCAAUCGUCUUCGUAUUAAGCUUUCAGUUAUUGCUGCUACUUGUGGACGUCACUGUCACUAUUCUUCUUCUUCUGCUUCAGCUUCAGCUUCAGGCUCAGAGCAAGUGAAUCUAAAUCUGAUAAAGCAAUUGAGAGAAAGAACAAGCGCUCCUAUUAAAGACGUGAAAGCUGCUCUUGUUGAUUCCAAUUGGGACAUUGAUUUGGCUCACAAGGAACUCAGAAAGAGGGGAAUAGUUUUGGCUUCCAAAAAAUCCUCUCGUACCGCUUCUGAAGGUUUGCUUGCCCUAGCUCUUAACCAUUCCAAAGCUGCACUCAUUGAACUCAAUUGCGAAACUGAUUUUGUUGCCAGGAACGAUAUUUUUCAACACUUGGCAUUAUCUUUAGCUAAGCAAGCUUUGUUGCUUGAUAACUCUUCUCACCAGCUUUCUGCUCCUUUUCACGUUGGACCUCAAUCUUUUGAGGAGAUGAAGUUUAAUCUUGAACAUCCAAAGAUAAGUGGAGAAACAACCGUUCACAAUGCAAUCACUGAAGUGGCUGCAAUGAUGGGGGAGAAUAUUAGAUUAAGAAGAGGUUAUGUGAUGCCCGCGUCACCCCAGGGUCUUAUAUCUACAUAUCUCCAUACCAGUCCCCAACCAGGUUUAGGCCGCAUUGCUGGAAUUUUGUCUCUUGAAGUAAAUGAUGGUAAAACCCAAGUGGAUGCUCUUCAGCGUGUUGGAUCAGAAUUGGCCAUGCAUGUAGUGGCAGCGAAACCAUUAUUCUUAACAAGGGAACUUGUGCCUUCAGAUGCAUUAGAAAAUGAGCGUGAAAUUCUUAAAUCUCAGGCAGAAUCCUCCGGUAAGUCUCAGAUGGCCAUAGACAAAAUGGUUGAAGGACGUCUCCGCAAGUACUUUGAGGAAGUUGUGCUUAUGGAGCAAAAGUUUAUUAUGAAUGAUACUAUGAAUGUGAAGGCGGUGCUCGAUAAUCUAUCCAAGGAGAUCGGUUCAUCUGUGAAGGUUCUGAGCUUUCUCAGAAUGGAGGUUGGGGAAGGAAUUGGAAGGCAAGAAGCAGAUGCAUCUGAACCUGUUGCUCAGGCUGCCUAAUUUAAGGCGAUUCUGUCCAUUCAUGGAGGAAACUUCUGACAGCUCGGGUUUAUUUUUAAGACUUUUGCUCUCUAGCUGAUAAUAAACAGGUAUGUUUUGUUUAUUGAUCUGGGAAGUUCUGAGGUACAGGAUUCUGUCGAAAAUUUUGCUCCACAGUGGAAAACUUCAAUUAGACUGUUAUGGUGCACUCUCCCAAUCUAUAUAUGCAAAGCCCAAGAAAGAGAUAGUAGAAACACAUUGGCGUCGUUUCCAAAUUACUUGAGUUUUGUUCUAUCUUUUGUGAGUUCACAAAGUUUCUCGAUUUUAAUUUUACAAAGCUCACAAAUAAAUUGAUAUGUUGAGCUUCUCUUUAGGAUGAGCCAAACGGUUGUCUAAAAGCAGACGUAGCCUGAUUUAUCUUUGCU
This is a messenger RNA of Gastrolobium bilobum, 1636 nucleotides long. RefSeq names its product elongation factor Ts, mitochondrial. The coding region runs from base 132 to 1232 and encodes 366 amino acids. The record is from RefSeq and is a predicted model, not a curated record. Gene Ontology annotation, cellular component: mitochondrial matrix. The transcript has 7 exons. Gene Ontology annotation, molecular function: translation elongation factor activity; protein binding. Gene Ontology annotation, biological process: mitochondrial translational elongation. NCBI's taxonomy places the organism in Eukaryota, Viridiplantae, Streptophyta, Magnoliopsida, Fabales, Fabaceae.